Myzus persicae (green peach aphid) is the source of this 810-nucleotide messenger RNA. RefSeq lists its product as uncharacterized. Lineage: Eukaryota; Metazoa; Arthropoda; Insecta; Hemiptera; Aphididae. The transcript has 3 exons. The coding region runs from base 379 to 738 and encodes 119 amino acids. The record is from RefSeq and is a predicted model, not a curated record.
UACUACUUUAUAGCCAGCCACUGUAACUAUAUAGGGUACCUAUCAAUCGUUUUCUGACAAUAAACUAUUUUAGGAGGUUAGCUGAAAAAAACAUUUACAAAAUAAGUUUUCAAUUUUGUUUCCGCAACCACAUAAUAGUUAUGACAAGUCGACUAUUGUCUAUUGCUCUCGGGAAAUGUGUGCUACUGCGUGACACUUGCGCGUAUGUGUUAAUCGUAAUAUGGGUAUAAUUAUCGUAUGCACUGAUAAAAAAACCACAAAAAAAACAUAAAACUAUAUUACCCACAGUGAACUGUAUCAGUCGGUGAUUUUAUUCAUGUAUUUUUCAUCUUUGAAAUACGGCUUUAAACAGUUUAAUUUGAAAAGCUCAAAGGCAAAAUGAUUUCCAAACGAAUUUUGAUAUCGACGAUUGUCAUCAUUUAUUUGUUCCAAUUUAGUUCUGGAAAUACAGUUAAAAAAGGUGAAGUAAGUACAAAAUAUGAUCCUUCAACUACAACAAAACUUGAACCAAGUAAAUCAGAAACUAAAGGCACUGAUCCAACGGAAGUAGGAAUGAACCCGAAUGAAUAUACAGCAGUGGAAUCAGAAAAACCAAAGGGCAUACGCCAUAAAGUUUUUAAGCGUAUAAAAUCGGUGUUUUGGCCUAUACGAUUUUUAUGGGGAAAAUUCAAGAACUUGAAGAAAAGAAACAAAAAAAUAACAGAAAAAUCUGCAGCAUCAGAAUCUGGUGGAGUUUAAAAUGACAGAAAAUUCUAAUAGUAUUGUAAUUGAGUUAAUAAUGAAUGAAUUACAGUGUAAAUUAAAAUGUGA